Messenger RNA from Globicephala melas (long-finned pilot whale), 3402 nucleotides. It is a transcript of the gene PITPNB, whose product is annotated as phosphatidylinositol transfer protein beta. Gene Ontology annotation, molecular function: phosphatidylinositol transfer activity; phosphatidylcholine binding; phosphatidylcholine intramembrane carrier activity. The record is from RefSeq and is a predicted model, not a curated record. Lineage: Eukaryota; Metazoa; Chordata; Mammalia; Artiodactyla; Delphinidae. Gene Ontology annotation, biological process: phospholipid transport. Gene Ontology annotation, cellular component: cytoplasm.
CGGGAGGCAGGGGGCGGGGCCGCGCAGGCGCCGUGAGAGGCGGUAGCGGCGGUGGCGGCGGUGGUAGAGGUAGUGGCGGCAGCUGUGAAGGGGUUCCGGGAAGAUGGUGCUGAUUAAAGAAUUCCGUGUGGUUUUGCCAUGUUCGGUUCAGGAGUAUCAGGUUGGGCAGCUUUACUCUGUUGCAGAAGCCAGUAAGAAUGAGACUGGUGGUGGAGAAGGAAUUGAAGUCUUAAAGAAUGAACCUUAUGAAAAGGAUGGAGAAAAGGGACAGUAUACACACAAAAUUUAUCACCUGAAGAGCAAAGUCCCUGCAUUCGUGAGGAUGAUUGCUCCCGAGGGCUCCUUGGUGUUUCACGAGAAAGCCUGGAACGCAUACCCCUACUGUAGAACAAUUGUAACGAAUGAAUAUAUGAAAGAUGAUUUCUUCAUUAAAAUUGAAACAUGGCACAAACCAGACUUGGGAACAUUAGAAAAUGUACACGGUUUAGAUCCGAACACAUGGAAAACUGUUGAAGUUGUCCACAUAGAUAUUGCAGAUCGAAGUCAAGUUGAACCAGCAGACUACAAAGCUGAUGAAGACCCAGCGUUAUUCCAGUCAGUCAAAACCAAGAGAGGCCCUUUGGGACCCAACUGGAAGAAGGAGCUGGCAAGCAACCCUGACUGUCCUCAGAUGUGUGCCUAUAAGCUGGUGACCAUCAAAUUCAAGUGGUGGGGACUGCAAAGCAAAGUAGAAAACUUCAUUCAGAAGCAAGAAAAAAGGAUAUUUACAAACUUCCAUCGCCAGCUUUUUUGUUGGAUUGACAAGUGGAUUGAUCUGACAAUGGAAGAUAUUAGGAGAAUGGAAGAUGAAACUCAGAAAGAACUAGAAACAAUGCGUAAGAAGGGUUCCGUCCGAGGCACGUCGGCUGCUGAUGUCUAGAUGAGUCCCCUGUAGGGUCAGAGACAAUAUCAAACUGUUUACGUAAUCAAGGUCAAGUAAGGGGAACAAGUGCAGCCAGUGAUGAGUGAAGAAGAAUCUGACCAUGUCUCGCAGUGUUGACGUUUCCCAGACGUGUGCUUGUGGUUAUGUGCCCACAGGCACAGGUCCCAACCACGUGUGUAUAUAUGUGUGUCUAUCUGUAGCUGUAUAUAAAACGCAUGUAGAGCUGCAGAUCAAAAUACACACACUAGUGUAUAUAUGUACAUACAUACUGAAGGGAUUAGUACAAUUUCUCCAAAGUACUGUACCUAUCUUCAGCAAGAAUGCAAAAGAAAAUAUUUUCAAUAUAUAUACCUGGAACAGAUUUUAAUAAUUAUCAGAGUAAUACCGUUAAUGGACAAAUUGACUGCAGUGUAAUACUAGCUGGUAUGUUUCAUAAAUGGCAAGUUGUGGACCAAUAUAUAUAUAUGUAGCCUUUUAUUACUUUUCUGUUCUUUUAAAUCAGUCUCUUAUAAAUUUUAAUUUUAGUGCCAUAAUCAACAGACUCCCACAGAAAAAUUUAUUAGAAAUCUUUUGGUAUUCCAAGGAAUUUGGAAUGUAACUCUGAAUGUAUUUAUAAUCAUUUAUUUCUGGAUUUUCAUUAUCAUACAGCCAAACUGGAUAAUAUCUAUUAGUAAGUAGUAGAGUUACAGACCAAUUUUUACUUGUUUGCCCCAAGGAAAGAUCCUUUUAAAAAAAUUCCAUUUUUUAUUGGAUUUUUGUAUGUUGAAUUUCAAGUAUUUUUCUACAUCAAGUCUAGCAAAAAUGGAAAUGACAGUCUGUGAUUUAUAACAAACACUAUACAAUUUGCAGGCUUCUGUUAGGCAAAGAAAGAAAUUGAUAAAGAAAUUAAUAGGAUUGUAGGCUGUUUAGAAAAAUUGGACGUACAGCACUUCCAUGGAGUCUUGUUUCUGAAAUGACUGCUUUCUGAAAUUACAGCUUGGAAACUAUGCAAAGGAUCUAGAUUCCUCACAGCUUACACGGUAGAAUAUAGAUAGUGAUGACAUUUUGCUCUUUUCAUGUUGAAAUAUACUUUAAGGGGGAGAUGCUGCCUUUGAGAUAAGAAGAGGUUCAGAGGCAGCAUGAGGCUUGUCUGCACAUGGUUAGGAGGCCCUGCCAGGGGCCAGCGCAGUUCCACCCGUUGGGAUGUGCUCUCAAGUAGGGUGUCAUUAGAACAUAUCCUGAAAAAGCAUCAUGAAAAUGACGGUUAGAAGCUGCUGCCCCUUUUUUCUUUCUUUUUUCCUUUUUUUUUAAAGAAAGGAACAAUAGCUAGGUAAGAUUUUUAUUAUCUUUCUCUGUCCAAAUCCAGUUUUUCUCCUGUCAGUCCUGGGAGCUUGAAUAGAGUGGUAUUGUUGAAGCCUUCAAGUCACAAACCAUCUUCUUUAACCUCCCGUCCCUCCUACAGCACACAAGCCCCUACGUGGUCAUAUCACAUUAGUAAUCUGAUUUGCUGACAGUCCUGCCCUCCCUGCUCCUUGUUUUCCCACGACCUGUGUCCCCACUGAAGUGAUCACAGUGACUUAGACAAGGAUGUUUAGGAUCACUCCUGCGCUGUGAUACCCUUUAUCCUCAGCUGCAGACCCCACGUCGCACAUGUCCUCUGUGUACUCAGGAUCAAGACUGAUGUUUACUCUCUGGGCACCGUUGUAGGAUAGGUUUUGUCAAAGCAUAAUCAUUGUCUGCAAAGUGAUGCCAGGAAGAUUAUUGCUAAUUUUGCGAAAUAAAGAGUCUAGCCUUCUCCUUUUAAUGAACUUAACUCUCGCUGGCGUCUGUAGCAUCAUUGGGAGCUUAGACGCACACGGAAAUGAGAGCCCAGCGCAUGGAUUUUAAUGUUUUUCUAACAACUGUGGAGAUUUGAGGGAAUGUGUGGUGAAUGUAAAAUAUCUAGUUUACUUGGCAGUCUCUUGUGUAAAUUACAGUAAAACAAAGUAAAUGAAAUUUAAACAAAAAAUAAAUUUGAUCACAAAAUGCCACUUGUGUGCCUGAGUGGUUGUUUCCCUGAUGCCACGUCUGGUUUAGAACACUGUGGACGACUUCUCUGCUGUUUUUUCAAGAAUUCUCUAAUUUGCAGCACUACCACUCUGGAAAAAAAAUUUUUUUUAAUUUGUCCUUAAAAUCUGAGCAGUAAAGAAGGAUUAUAUAUUAGUCUCAGGGGGUUUUAAAAACUAUUCUUAAAGGGGAAAAAUAAGGAAAAUCCACAGUAUUUUUUAAAGUACUCAGUAAGCAUUUUGCUGUUAGAUUCUGCUAAUUUCAAGAUCGUGGCUUUUUGGUUUGGGGCCAUGUUUUACAUCUCCUCUUUUAGGACUUGGUCACUUCAAAUCUUCCAGUUUUGGACACGUAACAACUAUUUUCUUGUGGUGCCAACUUACAUUCUAGAGCGGUUCAACCUUCAGAGAGGUGGCCAGGUAUCUGGAUAGAUUUAAUAAAAUGUUUUAUUUCCAGGG